CAUCCUUCACUGCCGACCAGUCCGGAUUGAAGGAGGACAGAGAGACAAGCCGUGAAAGCGAACAGAUGUGAACCGGACUACGGAAAGAGAACAAGCUGCAGUAGAAGACGGAGAACCUCUCAUUGUGCUAAUAUGUGGCAGCCCGCGUCGGAGCGAUUGCAGCACUUCCAGACCAUGCUGAAGACCAAGCUAAAUGUGCUGACGCUGAGGAAGGAGCCGUUGCCCACGGUGAUCUUUCACGAGCCUGAGGCCAUCGAACUCUGCUCCACCACGCCGCUCACAAAGAGCAGGCCCCAUGCUGGAUACAAGGUGGCCUACCUGGGUAAGGUGACUAUCUCUGGGACCCAGUUCCUGUCUGGCUGCACAGAGUCGGCUGUGGUGGGUCUAGUGGAGCAUCGUGCCCUGGCCCAGCAACAGGGCACCUGCCCCGCAGGCAACUCUCUGCUGGAGAUUCGGCCCUUCCAGGUGCGUCUUCACCACCUGGACGAGCAUGGUGAGGCUUCAGUAACCAUGGACACCUACCAGGUGGCGCGGAUUGCCUACUGCACAGCUGACCACAGCAUCAGACCCAACGUAUUUGCUUGGAUCUACCGGGAGAUCAACGAUGACCUGUCCUUCCAGAUGGACUGCCACGCUGUGGAGUGUGAGAACAAGCUGGAGGCGAAGAAGCUGGCUCACUCAAUGAUGGAGGCUUUCCGCAAGACUUUCCACAGCAUGCGCAGCGAUGGCCGCAUCCACAAGAGUGGCUCAUCAGACGACUUUGCUGAGGACUCAUCCACCCCUGAAGACUCGACCCCAGACGAUGGUUGAACUGAAACUCACCUAAACUCCUGAUCCCCAUCCUAACAAAGCAAGGGGUGACUGGAAGGAUGGACUGAUUACCUGCUCUCCCUUAUUCUCCCCUACUAUCAUUUUCUGUUAUCAAUUUGGAACAAAAUUAACUGACCCUGUGAACCAACACGCCCUGGAUAAUGAAGUAGCUGUUAAAUACUGUAAAGAUGAAAAAGGAGUUACAAGAGAUCUACAUUUAUCAUACAGGAAUAGCAAAGUGCUGCCACUUUGAAUAAAUGGCCCUCAAAGACCCUUUGGGGGCCUUUCAAGCACCUCGGUAAACGCCCUCAAGAGAUUGACUCAACAUUUCCAUUUCCAUUUUCAACCACUGUCACUCCUGCACCCAGCGGAGACACUGUUAGUGGUUCUUAAGCUUUUUCAUUUAGGAAACAACAAACUUAAGUCCCUGUUUUUCUGACCCCAGCUCAUGACAACCUAUUGCUACUCUUGCCAUGUAGGGACCCAGCAGAAAUAGGCCUGUGACCUAUUCUGGGUCCCAACCCAGAGUUUAUGAGACUGUUGGAGCACAUAAAUUCUUUAAAUGUUUAAUUAUGUGGAUCUCUGUUAUAAUGCCUUUGACCUUGGUAAUAGCAAAUGAGGAUGUGAAAGAAAAGAUAAGCCUUUAAGCACUAUUCAUAUCAUCACUAUGGUACCUUAGUCCACCCCCAAAAUUGUUUGCCGUCAUGUGGACGACGGAGCCAGAGCUUCUACCGCUGUCUCCGUUUAAUAGGUACUUAAAGAUUCAAAGUAUGUGUAAGGCACCUGGGAGAAUAUAGGUGCUAAAUAGAUGUUACAUUUUAGAAGUUCUCACUGGGCUGAAAGCCUGGACCUGUCUGCGACACCUUAAUCAUCCACAUCUGACUUCUGUAUGUAUAUAUAUAUAUAUAUAUAUAUAUAUACAUAUAUAUAUAUAUGAGUAUACCAAAAUUCAGGCUGGAUUUUGCCUGUCAGAUUAUGUGCCUCACUUUCCUCUCACAUUAGUUUGUUCUCUUACCCAGGUCCCAGUCUGUAUGUGUGGCCAUGUGUGUGCGUGCUGACCUUUUUUGUUUUUUUCUGCGUGUGUAGGUGUAAUUGCUUACUUCUGUACUUUGUGUAUAUGAAUGUACACGUGAGUGCUUGCAUCUCUGUGUGUGAAAGAGAGAAGAGAAAGAAGAUUAAGGAGGGAUAUUGUAUGAAUAGCUCGAAGGGAGGACUUCUCAUCGCCCCGGAAGCAUCCAUUUUUGAUGCUUAAGGAGGCGUUUUAAUAUCUGACAUGGUACUGUGACCAUUUGCCACGUUUUCUUACUUUUAUCUUGUAUGAAAUGAAAACAUGAGAAUGAGAGUCGGGAUGUGCCAGUCACUGAGGUUGUAGGACCCUAAAAUACAGCUGUCCAUGAUACAACUGACUCCUCCUGGCCUCUGCUUGAAUGUAUGAUGAGUCUAACGUGCUGUAAGCACCUCGCACCAUCUUCAGUCACUUCAGUCUCCCAUAAUCUCCUCAUGCUAUCACAGACAGCUGUGAGGGACAGUCAGUGACCGGUUUCACUCUGCUGCCCUGCGUCGCCUCUCUGAGCGACCGAGGCACUGUUGUGGGGCAAAAGCUCAUCAGAGCUCCACACCACUUUCUUCUUUUCUAACUGGACUGUAUUGAACAGACUGGACGCUAUCGGUGGAAAUCGGUCAGUGACUCAAACAGAAUGACCAGGUGGCUCCGGUCAACACACACACACACACACACACACACUUACACACACUCAAAUAUACACACCUGCAUACAAUUAUACAUAUGUACACAUACAUUGUAUUUGAAUCUUGCUCAAUAAGCUUAUGUAAAUACAAAUGUAUCACUUUCCAAAUAUUACAGCAUAAAUGUUGAUAGCUAUUUUAAAUAAUAAAAACAAUGUUGAGAACCAUCAUACGAUACAGAAACAGUGUUAUAAAGCCUACUGUGAAAAAUAAGUGGAGAGCCUGAUAGCGGUGGCUGUGUGUGCGUGCAUGUGUGUGUGUGUGUGUUUGGAAGGCAUUGUAUGUGGUGGGAAGUGUGGUGAGGGGUGUGUAUGGACAGGCCAGAGGGCGGAGAAUGUUUAUAAAGCUGUAGAUUACUGUGUCAUGUCUGUCUGAAAGCUCAGACGCGCUUUAAAUGUUUGACAAAUGUUACCUUAAGUGUUUUCUAUACAGUGUUUGCAAAGAUCAAGAAACAAUUGCAUAUAAAGUAUUUACCAAGA
This is a messenger RNA of Morone saxatilis (striped sea-bass), 3035 nucleotides long. RefSeq names its product phosphotyrosine interaction domain containing 1 (gene pid1). The record is from RefSeq and is a predicted model, not a curated record. Lineage: Eukaryota; Metazoa; Chordata; Actinopteri; Moronidae. Gene Ontology annotation, biological process: negative regulation of D-glucose import across plasma membrane; negative regulation of insulin receptor signaling pathway; regulation of cell population proliferation. The transcript has 3 exons. Bases 133 to 810 code for a protein of 225 amino acids. Gene Ontology annotation, cellular component: cytoplasm.